Molecule: messenger RNA, 4444 nt
Organism: Jatropha curcas
Lineage: Eukaryota; Viridiplantae; Streptophyta; Magnoliopsida; Malpighiales; Euphorbiaceae
Source: RefSeq, a predicted model, not a curated record
UUAUAUUCUAAUGACAAAAGAAAGUUACCAUAUGCAAAUGAAUGAAUGAUAAAUGAUUCAAAGAAAGUCUCUUCAGUCUCUUUGCCAAUAUAGAAACUUGGCUAUUGGGAGAAGGAGAUAGAGAAAUAAAGGGACAAUGGAGAACACAAGGCUUGAUGAGGAUGAUAUAAUAAGAAGAGUGUAUGAAGCAGCUACGACAGGCUGUGUGGCAAGCUUAAACAGAUUGCUCCAAACAGACCAAUUCAUUCUUAAUAAAAUUUCACUCACUCCUUUUACUGAAACUCCAUUACACAUAUCAUCUUUACUUGGUCACCUUGAUUUCACUCGAGCUAUUCUUGAAAAAUGUCCUAAAAUGGCCUUUGAGUUUGACUCACUCAAACGCUCUCCCCUUCAUCUGGCUUCGGCAGAGGGACAUGCAGAGAUUGUGAAAGCUUUGUUACGUGUAAAGAAUGAUGUUUGUUUGGUUCGUGAUAAAGAUGGCAGAAUUCCUCUGCACUUAGCUGCCAUAAGAGGCAGAGUUGAGGUUAUUCAAGAAUUGAUCAAUGCAUGUUCCGAAACCACAUGGGAACUGCUUGACGGAGAAACAGUUUUACAUUUGUGUGUAAAAUAUAACCAUUUGGAAGCAUUGACGCUGUUGGUGGAAAAUAUUGAGGAUGAUGAGCUUGUCAAUAAGGGAAAUCGUGAUGGGAACACCAUCCUGCAUAUAGCUACGAUGCUAAAGCAAUUAGAGACAAUAAGGUAUCUGCUCUCAGUGCCCAUUAUCAAAGCAAAAGUAAAUGCCAUAAACAGAAUGGGUUUCACAGCCUUGGAUGUAUUAGACCACUCUCCAACAGACUUUAAAAGUUCUGAAAUUCGAGCCAUUUUAAUAGAAUCAGGCGCAAAAAAAGCUACAACUCCAUAUCCAAGCAAUCUCAUGCCAGUAAAACCAGCAGCAACUUUUACAGUUUCCAUUAAAUCACCAUCAGGACCAAAAGCAUGGUUCAGGAAGUUCACAAAAUACAUAGAGCAUCAAGGUAAGAACUGGAUUGAAGAAGCUCAAGGCACAUUAAUGGCAGUUGCAACUCUAAUAGCCGCAAUGACAUUUCAAGCCGUUAUAAGCCCACCUGGCGGCUUAUGGCAACAAGAUUACACAAACGGGGAUGGCAGUUCAAGCUGCAUAAACAAGACUUGUUUGGCUGGAACAGCUAUAUUUGGUUACAUGUAUGAAUCGGAGUACAAAGAUUUCUUGAUAUUUAAUAGCGUUGCUUUUGCUGGAUCACUUGUUGUUGUGUUUCUGAUUAUUAGUGGAUUUUCUCUCCAGAAUAAGUUCCUUACUUGGGUUAUGACAGCUUUAAUGUGCACUACAGUGUAUUUUGCAGCAUAUGCCUAUGUAACAUCGCUGGAUAUGACGACUCCAGAUGAAAUUCUUAGCAAAAUCAAAUGGGUUCAUCCAACGUGGAUUUCUGGUUGGUUUGGGUUGCUUGUUCUUGCUAGCUUAAGUCAUAUAAUUCGAUUUCUUAUCUGGAUUACAAAGAAGCUGAGCACUCGCAGGCAUCGAAAGAAGCAGUUUAGACCACAGCAGCUAACAAAUCUAGAUGAACACAUUAAUGUUUAUCAACUCAUUCUUAAUAAAAUUUCACUCACCUCUUUUACUGAAACUCCCUUACACAUAUCAUCUUUACUUGGCCACCUUGAUUUCACUCAAGCUAUUCUUGAAAAAUGUCCUAAAAUGGCCUCAGAGUUUGACUCUCUCAAACGUUCUCCACUUCAUUUGGCUUCCGCAGAGGGCCAUGUAAAGAUUGUGAAAGCUUUGUUACGUGCAAAUAAUGAUGUUUGUUUGGUUCGUGAUCAAGAUGGCAGAAUUCCUCUGCAUUUGGCUGCCAUGAGAGGCAGAGUUGAGGUUAUUCAAGAAUUGAUCAAUGCAUGUCCUCAAUCCACUAAGGAAUUGCUUGAUGGAGAUACAGUUUUACAUCUGAGUGUAAAAUAUAACCAUUUGGACGCAUUGAUGCUGUUGGUGGAAAAUAUCAAAGAUGAUGAGCUUAUCAAUAAGGGAAAUCAAGAUGGCAACACCAUCCUUCAUAUAGCUUCCAUGCUGAAGCAAUUAGAGACAAUUAGGUACCUGCUCUCAGUGCCCAGCAUCAAAGCAAAAGUAAAUACCAUCAAUAGAAUUGGUUUCGCAGCCUUGGAUCUAUUAGACCACUCUCCAAAAGACUUCAAAAGUCCUGAAAUUCGAGACAUUUUAAGAGAAUCAGGCGCCAAAAAAGCUACAACUCCAACUCCAAGCAAUUUCCUGCCAAUAAAACCAGCUGCAAUUUUUACAGUUCCCAUAAAAUCACCAUCAGGGCCAAAAGCAUGGUGCAAGAAGUUCAUCAAUUACAUAGAGCAUCAAGGUAGUAACUGGAUUGAAGAAACUCAGGGUACAUUAAUGGCAGUUGCAACUCUAAUAGCCGCAAUGACUUUUCAAGCCGUUAUAAGCCCACCUGGCGGCUUAUGGCAAGAAGAUUAUACAAACGGCGCUGGCAGUUCAAGCUGCAAAAAGUAUCCUUGUUUGGCAGGAACAGCAGUAUUUGGUUACACCUACGAAUCGGCAUUCGAAUUGUUCUUGAUUUACAAUAGCAUUGCAUUUGUUGGAUCACUUAUGGUUGUGUUCUUGAUAAUUAGUGGAUUCCCUCUCCAGAAUAAGUUCUGCACAUGGGUUUUGACAGCAGUAAUGUGUACUACAGUGUAUUCUGCAGCAAAUGCUUAUGUAAUGUCGAUGGAUAUGGUGACUCCCGAUCAUAUUCUUCGCCGAAUCGAUUGGAUGCAUCCAAUGUGGGCUUUCAGUUGGUUGGGUUCGAUUGUUGUUGUUAGUUUAAGUCAUAUAAUUCGAUUUUUCAUUUGGUGUACGAGGAGGUUGAGCAUUCUUCGUCAUCAGAAGAAGCUGUUGAGGCUACAGCAGCUUAAAAAUCCAGAUGAACACCUUAAUCUGGCCAUUGGGAAUAAAGAGAGAAUGGAGAUCAUAAAGUUUGAUGAAGAUGAUAGUAUAAAAGGAGUGUAUGAAGCAGCUAUGAGAGGCUGUGUGGAAAGCUUAAACAAAUUGCUUCAAACAGACCAACUCAUUCUUAAUAAAAUUUCACUCUCCUCUUUUACUGAAACUCCCUUGCACAUAACAUCUUUACGUGGCCACCUUGAUUUCACUCGAGCUAUUCUUGAAAAAUGUCCUAAAAUGGCCUCAGAGUUUGACUCUCUCAAACGUUCUCCACUUCAUUUGGCUUCCGCAGAGGGCCAUGUAAAGAUUGUGAAAGCUUUGUUACGUGCAAAUAAUGAUGUUUGUUUGGUUCGUGAUCAAGAUGGUAGAAUUCCUCUGCAUUUGGCUGCCAUGAGAGGCAGAGUUGAGAUUAUUCAAGAAUUGAUCAAUGCAUGUCCUCAAUCCACUAAGGAAUUGCUUGAUGGAGAUACAGUUUUACAUCUGAGUGUAAAAUAUAACCAUUUGGACGCAUUGAUGCUGUUGGUGGAAAAUAUCAAAGAUGAUGAGCUUGUCAAUAAGGGAAAUCAAGAUGGCAACACCAUCCUUCAUAUAGCUUCCAUGCUGAAGCAAUUAGAGACAAUAAGGUACAUGCUCUCAGUGCCCAUUAUCAAAGAAAAAGUAAAAACCACAAAUAGAAUGGGUUUCACAGCCUUGGAUAUAUUAGACAACUCUCCAAGAGACUUCAACAGUCCUGAAAUUCGAGCCAUUUUAAUAGAAUCAGGAGCACAAAAAGCUAGAACACUCCUACAAGUAAAACCUGAUGUAAAUGUUACAGUUCCCGUUAAAUCACCAUCAGGACCAAAAGCAUGGUUCAGUAAGAUGAAGAAAUACUUGGGGAAUCAUGAUUAUAACUGGAUUGAGGAUACUCAUGGCACAUUAAUGGCAGUUGCAACUCUAAUAGCGUCGAUGACUUUUCAAGCCAUUAUAAACCCACCUGGUGGUGUCUGGCAAGAAGAUUAUACAAAGGGUAAAGGCAGUUCAAGCUGCAAAAAGUAUCCUUGUUUUGCUGGAACAGCAGUAUUUGGUUACACCAACGAAUCAGCAUUCGAAUUGUUCUUGAUUUACAAUAGUGUUGCCUUUGUUGGAUCACUUAUUGUUGUGUUCUUGACUAUUAGUGGAUUCCCUUUCCAUAAUAAGUUCUGCACAUGGGUCUUGACAGUGCUAAUGUGUGGUACAGUGUUUUCCGCAGCAAAUGCUUAUGUAAUAUCGUUGGACAUGGUGACUCCAGAUCAUAUUCUUCGAGAAAUUAGCGAUUGGUGGGGUAAUACGUGGUAUUAUGGUUGGUUUGGUUUGAUUUUUGUUGUUGGUUUUCUAGAGGUUUACACGUUUGAGAAUUCUUUUGUUGUAUUCUGUAUUGUAUGAUAGGUACGAUAUAUAGCAAUUUACAUGUAUAUCUUUUAGUGACAAUUACAAAUACAGCUAAUAUUAAAUACAAAUAAAUUGUAAAUAUUAUCUUAA